AGCUGACAAGGUGACAUCUCGAAGUAAAGAUUGGCACAGAACUUGUCUCAAAUGUGAGAAAUGCGGCAAAAUUGUUUCUACGGGAAGUCAUGGCGAGGUAUACGACAUUACUCGUUUUGAAAUGGAGAUUGGGUGUAUGGUGAGGUAUACUUGUAUGCAAGAGUGGGUGUUAUGGCGAGGUAAACAUGUAUGCAUUCGUGUUGAAAUUGGGAAUGGGUGUUAUGGCGAGGUAUUCAUGAAUGCAUUCGUGUUGAAAUUGGGAAUGGGUGUUAUGGCGAGGUAUACAUGUAUGCAUUCGUGUUGAAAUUUGGAAUGGGUGUUAUGGCGAGGUAUACAUGUAUGCAUUCGUGUUGAAAUUGGGAAUGGGUGUUAUGGCGAGGUAUACAUGUAUGCAUUCGUGUUGAAAUUUGGAAUGGGUGUUAUGGCGAGGUAUACAUGUAUGCAUUCGUGUUGAAAUGGGGAAUGGGUGUUAUGGCAAGGUAUACAUGUAUGCAUUCGUGUUGAAAUGGGGAAUGGGUGUUAUGGCAAGGUAUACAUGUAUGCUUGUAUGCAUUCGUGUUGAAAUGGAGAUUGGGUGUAUGGUGAGGUAUACAUGUAUGCAUUCGUAUUGAAAUGGAGAUUGGGUGUUAAGCUACGUUCACACCAACGGCGCUUUGAUGGCG
Molecule: messenger RNA, 662 nt
Organism: Owenia fusiformis
Lineage: Eukaryota; Metazoa; Annelida; Polychaeta; Sabellida; Oweniidae
Source: the annotation of a GenBank genome assembly